This is a messenger RNA of Dioscorea cayenensis subsp. rotundata (Guinea yam), 2645 nucleotides long. RefSeq names its product NADPH-dependent diflavin oxidoreductase 1. Gene Ontology annotation, molecular function: NADPH-hemoprotein reductase activity; flavin adenine dinucleotide binding; FMN binding. Gene Ontology annotation, cellular component: cytosol. Lineage: Eukaryota; Viridiplantae; Streptophyta; Magnoliopsida; Dioscoreales; Dioscoreaceae. The transcript is spliced from 13 exons. The record is from RefSeq and is a predicted model, not a curated record. Bases 429 to 2387 code for a protein of 652 amino acids.
GGAAUGGUUGCUUCCCUGCGGGCUCGUCUCUCUUGUUCUCUUGUAAAACGGAAACCCUCCCUCGCUGUUUUCUUCGACCUCGGCGGGAUCUCGGAUCUAUCUGCUUCUAGGCAGUCUUCUUUUGCAACCAUUUAGCAAAAGAAACCCCUCAAAUUUAGGGCUGAAAUCAUUGCAUUCCUUCCUCGUUCAUCGCUCGUUUCCCCAACCCAGUGUCGCCGCCCUCGCUCAUCCUCUCGGGGUCUCCCGUCCGCCCGGUCAUUCCCACCAUCGCCUCCCCGCCGGCGCUUCCAGCCUCUCUUAUGCUCUUCGUUUCCAAGAGCGCCGUGCGCAAAAACCUGAGAUCCUUAUAUUGCGAUUGCCGAACACCCAAAUCCUUGGAGUCUUAGUUUCUGGCAAGUGUAGAGAUCAAGGGGAAGAGGGUGGUGGAGAUGGGGGAGAAGCGAUUGGGGUUGCUGGUGCUGUAUGCAUCACAGACAGGGAAUGCCAUGGAUGCAGGGGAGCGCGUCGGACGAGAGGCAGAGCGCCGUGGUUGUUCCUCUGUGGAGGUCCUUUCUAUGGAUGUGUUUGAUCCGGAUUGCUUGCCUUUGGAGCUCAUUGUGAUCUUUGUCGUGUCAACCACGGGCCAGGGUGAUGUGCCAGAUUCCAUGAAGGUUAACUCACACUUGAAUUGCAUUGAAGUUUGGGAUGUGUAUUGGCAUAGAAAUUAUGACUUGAUUUUAACUUUGCAGGAAUUUUGGAAGUUUCUUCUGCGAAGAAAUCUUCGUCACCAAUGGUUGCAUGGGCUUCACUAUGCAGUGUUUGGACUAGGUGACUCUGGCUACCAGAAAUAUAAUUUUACUGCAAAAAAACUGGACAAAAGGCUUUUGGAUCUUGGGGCAACUCCGAUUAUUGAAAAAGGUUUGGGAGACGACCAACAUCGUUCAGGAUAUGAGGGAGCUUUGGAUCCUUGGUUAUCUUCUUUGUGGAGUGCACUCAAUCAAACUUUUCCAACAAUUAUAUCUAGUGAUUCAGAUAGUGGUCUUUCUCAGAUUGGAACUUUGGAUCAGGUUAAAUUUCAAAUCAUUUACCAUGGUUCUGAUAAUGUGCAACAAUCAUCUUCAAUCAUGAAAGAUUACAAUAAUAAGGAGAAAGUCAUCGAGGAAGCACGGUUAAUGUCUCCUGCAAGAUAUAGUCAUGAUGAUAGCAGGCCUCAUCAUUUCUUGAAAAUGGUUGUGAAUCAACGUCUGACUCAAGUUGAUUAUGAGAGAGAUGUGCGCCAUUUUGAAUUCGAGGCGCAUUCAUCAUCCAUUGAUUAUCAAGUGGGUGAUGUUCUUGAGAUUCUACCAAGUCAAGAUCCUGUUGCUGUUGAUGCAUUUAUACAACGUUGUAACCUGGAUCCUGAGUGUUACAUAACAGUUCAACCGAGAUCUGUUAAUAAACACCUAAAUGAUGUGGUGGGCCCUGUUAAGUUGAGGACCUUUGUGGCAUUGACAAUGGAUAUAGCAUCAGCAUCACCUCGACGGUAUUUCUUUGAGGUCAUGAGCUUUUUCGCAACUGCUGAACAUGAGAAAGAAAGGCUUCAAUAUUUCGCUUCUGCGGAAGGUCGGGAUGACCUUUAUCAGUACAAUCAGAAAGAGCGGAGAACAGUUUUAGAGGUGCUUGAGGAUUUUCCAUCUGUGCAGUUGCCAUUUGAAUGGUUGGUUCAAUUGGUUCCUCCACUUAAAACGAGAGCAUUUUCUAUUUCAUCUUCGCCUCUAGCUCAUCCUAAUCAAGUACAUAUUACUGUGAGCAUAGUAUCAUGGACGACACCCUACAAGAGGAAGAAGUAUGGUCUUUGCUCAACAUGGCUUGCCAGACUUGAUCCUCAUAGCAGUACAGGAGUUCACAUCCCUGCAUGGAUUCGUCGAGGACUACUCCCUCCUCCCCCACCAUCUCUUCCUCUAAUACUUGUCGGACCAGGAACCGGCUGUGCACCAUUUCGUGCAUUUGUGGAAGAACGGGCGGUCCAAAGUUUGAAGUGUCCUGCAGCUCCGGUUCUAUUCUUUUUUGGCUGUCGUAAUGAGGACAAGGAUUUCCUCUACAAAGACUUCUGGUUUUCUCAUGCUCAAGAACACAGUGUCCUCGCCACAAAGCACGGUGGAGGUUUCUUUGUUGUUUUCUCAAGAGACCAGCCUCAUAAGAUUUAUGUGCAACAUAAGAUUAAAGAAGAGAGUGAAAAAGUUUUUCGACUCUUGGGUGAAGGAGCUUCUAUCUAUAUAGCAGGAUCUUCGACGAAAAUGCCAGCAGAUGUGACAUCAGCCAUCGAAGAAAUUAUUUCUAAAGAAGCUGGAAUCACAAAAGAAUCAGCUGUCCUAUGGCUGAGACGUUUGGAGAAGGCUGGAAGGUUUUACAUUGAGGCAUGGUCAUAAAGUUUUCAAAACAAGGAUGCUCGUCUUUCUGGUUGAAAAGGUAUGCAUUUCUCUAAGCAAACCAUGAAGCGUGAAAGCUUAUUAUUGGUGCUUUUAAGAUCUUUUAACCCUAUCAGACUCAGUUUAUUUUAGUUGGAGUAAUGACUUGAGGUGUUGCAUGUACCAAUUGAGUGUACUCAUAAAAUUUCAUGUGUAUACUCUUGAAGAUGAUUUAACGAAAAUCAUCAAUUCAUUUUUUAUAUAAAGCUUUUUAUUUAA